AUGACUGAUAUUCCAUUUUCUAAUGGUCGACCAGAUCCCGUUUGGGUACGAGAACGAGCAGAUGAAGUUCGUCGAACAAGUGCAACACUUAUUCGCGGUUUAUUUCCUGUGGAAACGAUUGAUGCAUUAAACAUUGAUUUUCAGCCGUUGUUAGAGGAAACUAUUCGUCAAGAAGGUAACGAAGGAAAUCGUGGUAAGAAUCGAUAUUAUGUCACACCGUUGUUUCAUGGAUUAUGGGCAGAUUCAGAACUCAUUGAUAAUGACGUUAUUAUGCCUAUUGUUGAACAAUUAGUAGGUGACGAUGGAGUUCUAUGUCAAGUAGCAACAGAUACACCAUGUUUAGGAUCAGAAUAUCAACAAUUACAUCGGGAUACUCAAUUGUUAUUUCCCGAAAGUGGACAAGAAACACCUCCAUAUCAAUUGGCUGUUAAUUUUCCAUUAGUUGAUGUGACCGAUGAGAAUGGUCCAUUAGAAAUGGCUGCAUGUACUCAUAUGUUAUCAAAGGAAGAUGGUUUACAGAGAAUUGAAAAGGGAGAAAUUCCAGUGGAACAAGUAUUAAUGAAACGUGGUGAUGUCAUGAUACGCGAUGUGAGACACAUUCAUCGUGGAACACCGAAUAAAACAAAUAUUCCUCGUCCAAUGGUAGUGAUCGGCUACAGUCGACGAUGGUUAUUUCGUCCUGAAGUACAAAUACGUGUUCCAAGGCAAACACUUGAAAACCUUUCAAAACGUGCUCAAAAAUGGCUUCGUUUCAAUCCUAUUUUUGACACAAUAGAGGAAGCGAAUAAAAAAGAAGAAAGCUAUCGAUCAUUCGCCUAUUGA
Messenger RNA from Didymodactylos carnosus, 822 nucleotides. Lineage: Eukaryota; Metazoa; Rotifera; Eurotatoria; Philodinida; Philodinidae. The record is from the annotation of a GenBank genome assembly.